AUUUUAUUUUAUAUUUCAUUUCACUUUAUUUUUAUUUUUCAUAAAAUCACAAACACAUUUUUUUUCUCCCGUAUGUCACAUAACAUAUGAUCCAACCGUACAAGAACACACCAAAAUUGAAAAGUGGAAAAACACUGUUUUUAUACGCUUAACAAAGGAAAAGGCAUUUUCCCCACAUUUUGCAUUUCGCAAUUUGCUAACCUUCACUUUUUCCCAAAAGGCCUUUUGGCGUCACAGCUGCACUGAAGUGAAAAUUCCGAGCCAUACUCAGGAACCGCUUUCCCCCAGGAGUAAAAGCCAAGGAAAAAUGAAGAAGGGCAAGUCGAAAACCAAAAAAAAGCUUCCCAAGGGCCAGGAGAGAUACAUACCGACGCAGGAAGAAGUGGAAAAAAGAAAUGCAGAAAUUACGAGGAAGCAACAGAAGGAGGAACCCGAGAAGACCUCAGAAAUGGGGUCCUUGGGCGGUGGCUCAAUGUGCGUGACGGACUCUCAAGUACAUAGCUCAGAAAAUGAAAAGAAGACUCCUAAGAAGAAAGUCAGAAUAGUGGUAGACGAAAAGGUAAAGGAAAAGGAAGCCAAAAAGGAGAAAGAGGAAAAAAAACCAAAGAAGGAGAAAGAGGAACCCCCCAAGUAGGGUUUUCUUGGAGGGGAUAUCCCCCAAAUGAAGUCCCCAUCCUUGUUUAGGGGCUCUGUAUUUUUAUUGGAUCCUCCCCCUAAUUACGUGGAGUUGAUCACCUUCUUCGAAAUUGUUUCUCCCUCUUUUUACCUCAUUGUUUACCCAAUGCUUAUCAACCAGCGCCCCUUAGGGGGGGCGCAAUUGUACAUUAGCUAUUUUUGAUUAGCAAAUUUUUUUCGCAUUAUUUUUUUCCUUCACAUCUGUACAUUAUGAAAAAAAAAGAAAAUACAAAGCGAGAGAGAAGCUACAGAGAAGUGUUAGCUCUUCCGUCAUAAAUUUUCUGUAGUGUAUAAUUAGGGUUCACCACAGCUGCGCAAAUAUGUAUUUGUCGCAGAGGAAGUUACGUCCGUUUAAGCCAUUUUUUGAGACAUGGUGUGAUUUCACGUCGUGCCGUGUCUUUUUGUUUUCCGUUUUUCUAUCAUCAUUGCAAUGCAUAUUUAUACGCAUGUCAUUGUUACAUUGUGAGAGGAGUCUUCCUGAUAUGUGUUUGCAUCAAACCAAACCGAUAGAAAAACCGAAAAUAAAU
Messenger RNA from Plasmodium vivax (malaria parasite P. vivax), 1202 nucleotides. RefSeq lists its product as hypothetical. Bases 308 to 634 code for a protein of 108 amino acids. The transcript is spliced from 2 exons. Lineage: Eukaryota; Apicomplexa; Aconoidasida; Haemosporida; Plasmodiidae. The record is from RefSeq and is a predicted model, not a curated record.